CACUCCCUUCCUCUCGCUCUUCUGCUCGGUGUCUUUCAUCUGCUCUCAGGCUACUCCACCUUUCUCCACCCGCAGUAGUCAGAGACAGAGCGGAUCACCAGCGGUAGGGUUUCUUAACUGCUCACCAGCGUUCGGCAGUCCGUCUUUGGGAUUCUCUAAAAAGGACACCAGGACAAUAAGAUGUCGCCCUCGUCUGGGUGAGCAGCUGGAUAUGGAGAAUAAAUUCUUAGGGCUUUUUUGGGGGGGGGGCUUUGGAUUUUUAGGGAUUUUUGGGCUUUUUCUAAGGCAACAUGUGAACCAAGAGCUUCACUUUGACUUCUCUCGCAAGACAGGAUCGGAGAAAGUCCAAAAAGCAGCCGUUUUUGAAGAAUGUAUUUAACUGUCGGUGAUGUCGGCGAGGGUGUUUGAGCUCUGGAGAAGACCAAGGGAGCAGGAGCUUCCGGGUGUGGAAGCGGCGCAGUCCCGUGAUGAAGAUGACCAAUACCGCCAGCUCUCUCUGUGUCCCGUCUUCAGCCGGGGGCACGACCACGUCCUGCUACUGCCGUGCUCUCACCCCAUGUGUGCCCACUGCAUAGCCGCCGUGCAGGAGACGAGAUCAGGCCGGUCUCGCGGUCAGUCUGGUGGUCAGCGUAGCGUGGCGCCGGUGGCCUGCUUGGUGCCGUGCCAGUACUGCCGACGUCCUGUGGAGCUGCCGUGCCGGACGUGGUCAUCUGCCACUUCCUGUCUCCCCAAGCAUCCCAACCCGAGUCUUUUGCGUGUCAGCGGGGGGACAGACAGGAAGGUGGGACAAUCUGAAGAUCAAAGUCAACACGUGCAGGGGGUUUCACGCUGCCGGGACGCGAGUGACACGGCGGAGCCCGGCUGUUUACAUGGCUGCGACGCUGCCAGUUCCUCGGUAGCACCAGUGGAUGGCGAUGUGGACCUACGAGAGGAGGAGAUGGAGCGGUCCGUCUCGGGACUACAUUUCGCUCUGGACUGUUCAAAUGUCCCUCCAUCCCUCGCUCUGUCCAACUUCUCCCUCACCGUCACCUACCAAGGAGAGAAUCCGCCUCAAGGCCACGAUGCCAGGAGAUCCACGACCUGUGACCCCCUCCCCCAGGUCAGCGCCGACGUGGUCAUUGCACGAGGACAGUACUACUGGGAGGUGGACGUCUGUAACAGCUCCGUCUACAGGAUCGGCGUCCGCCCCCUGGAUGGUUGUGGCGGCUGGUGGCUUGAGAGACGGGGCCCAGCUUUUCGUGCGGUGUACGAUGGGAACCGCGAGACGCUGCGUACCGUCCCGCCUCGGGUCAAAACCCUCGGGGUCUUCCUGAACGUCGGGGGGGGCGCCCUGAGCUUCCACAACCCUCUGACCCGGGAGCACCUGGCCACCCUGCCGACCCGCUUCGGCCCGGCCGGAGUUCUCCCGGCUCUGGGCCUCGGCCAGGGCCGGCUGAGGCUGCGCUGCGGCCUCCCGCCCCCUCCCCACGUGUUCCUCGGCAGGGACUCGGACUACAGGGAGCGCCCCGGCGGGGGCCGGUGGUCCCGGGACGCUCCCUUCCAGUCGGUGAAGAGAGUGAUACAGAGGUUCGAGGAGCUGGCCGUGUCCGACUCUGACUCGGGCCUGGUGUCCGGCUUUGGGUCGUCCUGCUGCACCGUGGAUCUGGCCACUGGGACGUUUCCCCGCGGGGGGGAGGGACAGGAAUGAGGAACAAUGGGACCACCGGAAACGCACUGCUCCUCCGGGGGGUUUGAUCUUCGGCUGUGUUUGAAAGGCAAAUCUUUGAAUCUUAAAAGAGUUUUGGCCGCCUCUUCACCGGUCUCUGCGUGACCCCCCCGGACCUGCAAUGGCCUCUCUCCCCAGGACGCAGCCCCUCUCUGCCUCAACCAAACAAACCCCCCCCCCACCCCCGGAUUGGGUCAAGAAAGACUCUUCUGUAAUGGGAGGUGUGAGGAGAAGGUGGGCUUCGCUUAGCAGCAGGACUCCUGGAUCUGUCUCUGUGUGACGGUUGUCAGGCGGUAGGGGGUCCAACAGCGCACGUCCUUGCGUGUGUGUCUGUGUGUGUGUGCACAAGCAUGACAACGCGUGAG
This is a messenger RNA of Pungitius pungitius (ninespine stickleback), 2070 nucleotides long. RefSeq lists its product as uncharacterized. The record is from RefSeq and is a predicted model, not a curated record. The transcript has 5 exons. Bases 389 to 1687 code for a protein of 432 amino acids. NCBI's taxonomy places the organism in Eukaryota, Metazoa, Chordata, Actinopteri, Perciformes, Gasterosteidae.